Messenger RNA from Anopheles nili, 1692 nucleotides. RefSeq names its product methionine--tRNA ligase, mitochondrial (gene MetRS-m). The record is from RefSeq and is a predicted model, not a curated record. NCBI's taxonomy places the organism in Eukaryota, Metazoa, Arthropoda, Insecta, Diptera, Culicidae. The transcript is spliced from 4 exons. Gene Ontology annotation, biological process: methionyl-tRNA aminoacylation. Bases 1 to 1692 code for a protein of 563 amino acids. Gene Ontology annotation, molecular function: ATP binding; methionine-tRNA ligase activity.
AUGGUAACCAAGUGGGUGCUUUUAAGGCAGUUUUCGACCCAAGUGCAACACUCGUUCGUUACCACUCCAAUUUUCUACGUCAAUGCCGCACCACAUAUUGGACACCUGUAUUCUUCAGUAAUAGCUGAUACAAUUCAUCGUUUUCAUCGAUUAACGCUGGGCUCCCUUGUACAAGGAGAUUGCCUUUUAAGUACUGGAACCGACGAACAUGGGUUGAAAAUUCAACAAGCUGCAGUUAAACAUUUAACAUCUACGGAGGAUUACUGUAAUGCUAUAUCGUCCAAAUAUCGUAAAAUGUUCGAUAGAUUUCACAUUGAUUAUACACGAUUCAUACGAACCACCGAUAUGGAUCAUCGUUAUGCAGUUGAGGCAUUUUGGCGUUCACUAGUUGCAUCGGAUAGCAUAUACUCGGCAAGUUACGCUGGCUGGUAUUGCGUGCCAGAUGAAACUUUCCUUACCGAUAGCCAAUUAAAAGAAAAUGAGCAAGGUGAAAAGUUCUCUCUAGAAUCGGGACAUCCGGUAGAGUGGACAGAAGAAGAAAACUAUAUGUUUCGAUUGAGCCGCUAUCAGGAUGAUGUACGCCAUUGGGUGAAGGGACUUGGAGAACGUCGCAUACAGCCAGAUAAGUUUCGUAGAAUUCUCCUCGAUUAUUUGGAAGAACCAUUACCCGAUAUUUCUAUUUCGAGACCUGUACAUCGAGUUUCCUGGGGUGUCACUGUGCCUUCGGACCCAUCGCAGACGGUAUAUGUGUGGCUUGAUGCGUUGGUAAAUUAUCUUACUGUAGCAGGUUAUCCCAAUGAUAGCUUCAGAUCCCAUUGGCCACCCACUGUGCAGGUGUUGGGAAAAGAUAUUCUCAAGUUUCAUGGCAUUUAUUGGCCUGCAUUUUUGAUAGCGGCAAAACUCGAACCUCCACAGCAGCUUCUGGUUCAUUCGCAUUGGACGGUAGAUAAUCAGAAAAUGUCCAAAAGCAAAUUCAACGUGGUCGACCCGAAUGAACGGGCGGAUCUGUACACUUAUGAAGGAUUGCGAUACUUUUUAUUGCGCGAAGGUGUGGCGCAUAGCGAUGGCAAUUACAGCGAUACGAAAGUGCUACGGAUAUUGAAUUCGGAACUAGCUGAUACUCUAGGAAAUUUACUUUCUCGUUGCUGUGGAAAAGCGUUAAAUCCAGCUUCCGUUUCUCCUGCACUUGAUUCCGAAGCAUUUGAAAUACUCCAAAAAAUCGAUGCCACGAAACGUUUGUUAGAUGCACUGGAGGAAAUGCCUGCCAAAGCUUACAAUCAUUACAAACAAUUCAACUUUUACCUUGUGGUAGAUACUGUUAUACAUCUUCUUCAUACAGCAAAUAAUUUCUUCGAAACAACUGCGCCGUGGAAAUUGAAAAAGAGUGAUAGUCCCAAGGAUCGUGCUAUGAUGAGGACGAUACUGUGCGUCACAAUAGAGGUUCUCCGCCAAGCAGGGAUCGUAGUACAACCGAUUGUGCCAGCUCUGUCAAAACAGUUGUUGGACAAGCUGCAUGUAUCCAUGUCAGCUCGACGAUGGGACGAUUUGAAAAUUUCUUUUCGAACAGAAGAUGUUUCAUUAAGCCAAGAUGAAAGCAUACUUUUUCGACGCAUCAUAUUCCCUACCGAUAACGCAACGGACAUACAACAUCAAGAGAAACGCUCACUAAAAAAACGAAAGCAAACUACUUGA